AUGGGACACCCUAAGGGGCACAGUGGUCGACGUGGGCGGCGGCAGCGGACACGUCUCGAUCGCGCUGGCGCGCCGGUUCCCGCACCUCUCCUUCCGUAUUCAGGACAGCAAGAAAAUGCUCGCCCAGGGCCAGCGCAUCCUCGCCAAGGAGGACCCGGCCGUGGCCAGCCGCAUCGAACUGCAGCAGCACGCACGACUUCUUCCAGCCGCAGCAGCUCGGCGGCAACUCCGUCGCGGCCUUCUUCCUCCGCCACGUCUUCCACAACUGGGCCAACGCCGACUCGACGGCCAUCCUCCGCGCGCUCGUGCCCGGCCUCGAGGCCGCGCCCCGCGGGAACGCCCAGCCUCAUCAGCGACAGGGUGCUGCCGUGCCUGGGUGACGGGACGCCGCUGCACGAGGAGCGCGCGAUGCGUCGGCAGGACAUCAUGAUGCUGGUGGGACUGGGCGCCAAGGAGCGCACCCGCGCCGAGUGGGAGACCCUGUUCCGGGCGGCCGACGAGAGGCUCGAGCUGAAGAGGGUGCACGCGCAGGGGCAGUCGGCGCUGUUGGAAGUUAUGCUGAGAAAAUAA
Letharia columbiana is the source of this 570-nucleotide messenger RNA. RefSeq lists its product as uncharacterized. Lineage: Eukaryota; Fungi; Ascomycota; Lecanoromycetes; Lecanorales; Parmeliaceae. The coding region runs from base 1 to 570 and encodes 189 amino acids. The transcript has a single exon. The record is from RefSeq and is a predicted model, not a curated record.